Radiomyces spectabilis is the source of this 1178-nucleotide messenger RNA. RefSeq lists its product as uncharacterized. The record is from RefSeq and is a predicted model, not a curated record. The coding region runs from base 59 to 1090 and encodes 343 amino acids. The transcript has 7 exons. NCBI's taxonomy places the organism in Eukaryota, Fungi, Mucoromycota, Mucoromycetes, Mucorales, Radiomycetaceae. Gene Ontology annotation, molecular function: protein binding.
AAAAAAUCCACCAACACGCUUUCGCAGGCAGAACACCUCUUUUCAACUCCAAUACAAUAUGCCCGAUACAACUGAUAUGCCGGAUACAAAUAACAUGGACACGGACAACCUCAGUUCUUCUGACAUGUCUCCUCCCGAAAAUAACGUCGAAGUCGUUCUGGAAACGCCAAUGCAAUUGGAAGUGACCGUGGAACAACCCGCACUGCCGCCACCCGCGCCUCAAGAGGAAUCCGAAACCGAACAGGCGCAAAAGACACUGAAUACACUUGAACUCAUACCAGAGAUUGCUGAUCAGCUGAAUCAAGACAACAGCCAGUACGAUUUGCAUGUACAACUCAUUAGUCUUUUGCAACAAGCCGAUCUCGCUGACCAACUCGAAAUGGCUCGCGAAAACAUGCAUGACAUUUACCCCUUGACCGAAAAUAUGUGGCUCGAUUGGAUCAAUGAUGCGAGAAAGGAAGCGCAAACGGAACAAGGGGAGGAAAGAUUACGUCAGAUAUAUGGUGAAGCCGAAAAAGACUACUUCUCUAUUGCUAUCUGGAAAUCUUACAUUGAUUUUAUUUUGGAGAAGUUCCAUUCCCAAAUCGGUACAGAUGGCAAAGAGCAACCGUCCAUGGAUGAUGUCGCCGAAUUGAUCGACAGCACGCGGGAAGAUCUAUUAAGAGCCGUGAGAGCGUGUAAUUACCAUGUCUUGCAGAGUCACGAAAUCUGGAAUCCCUACAUUGAUUUUGAAUUGGAGAUCUUGGAGCGUUAUCCUAGCCCUGAUGGAUUCGCCAAAGUCAAGCAACUCUUCUUGGAGCGUUUGGACGCCUUACACAUUGCAUGUGAAGAGACUUUCAACAAGUACUCCACUUUCAUCAGCACAUACGACAAUGCCAAUUACGAAAAUAGUCUCGUUGAAGCCAACAAAAUUUAUGCAAAAACCAAAGAAGCUGCCGAAGCGAGAGACUAUUACGAGCAGCAGCUGGUAUGUGAACCAAACCCCUUCCGCUUCCCGAAAAUUUCCUCUUGGACUCAUCCACGAUCCCAUCGUAUACGAUUUGCAGAAAGAAACUGGAUAUUCCCUCGAUGUAUUUUAUCAAUAUAUUGAAAACGAAAAAGUGGCCAGCCAAAAGUUCAGCUUAAAUUACGUCCGCAGUCUUUACGAACGCGCCAUUGCAUUUUACUGCACCGAUGUC